CAUCGGCCAUUUCGACUGAGCCGGCAGACCAGCCCAGAGUCGAGGCGGAGGAUCAUUGCCCUGUUCCGAGUCCGACCUUAAUCCGAAAUCGCCCGAAAAUGAGUACCGACACCAUGGUCAUGUCCUUCGCCAAGGACUUCUUGGCUGGAGGUAUUGCUGCUGCUAUCUCCAAAACAGCUGUUGCUCCCAUUGAGAGAGUGAAGCUGCUUCUUCAGGUGCAACAUGCAAGCAAACAGAUCACCGCUGACAUGCAGUACAAGGGCAUCAUGGACUGUGUGACCCGUAUCCCCAAGGAACAGGGCUUCUUGUCCUUCUGGAGAGGUAACCUUGCCAACGUCAUCAGAUACUUCCCCACUCAGGCCCUCAACUUUGCCUUCAAGGACAAGUACAAGAAGAUCUUCCUUGAUGGUGUUGACAAGCGCACCCAGUUCUGGAGAUACUUUGCUGGUAACCUGGCAUCUGGUGGUGCUGCUGGAGCCACCUCCCUGUGCUUCGUCUACCCCCUCGACUUUGCCAGAACCCGUCUUGCCGCUGAUGUUGGUAAGGCCGGAGCUGAGAGAGAGUUCUCUGGCUUGGGCAACUGCCUGGCGAAGAUCUUCAAAUCAGAUGGCCUGAAGGGUCUGUACCAGGGCUUCAAUGUCUCUGUUCAGGGCAUUAUCAUCUACAGAGCAGCCUACUUUGGCAUUUAUGACACCGCUAAGGGUAUGCUGCCCGAUCCCAAGAACACUCACAUUGUGGUCAGUUGGGCAAUUGCUCAGACUGUAACUGCUGUUGCGGGUCUUACAUCCUAUCCCUUCGACACCGUUCGUCGUCGUAUGAUGAUGCAGUCCGGACGCAAAGGAGCUGAUAUCAUGUACACUGGCACAAUCGACUGCUGGAAGAAGAUUUCACGUGAUGAGGGUGGCAAGGCCUUCUUCAAGGGAGCUUGGUCCAAUGUUCUGCGAGGCAUGGGCGGUGCCUUCGUACUGGUCUUGUAUGAUGAGUUGAAGAAAGUCCUCUAAACCUUUUCUAUGUCCACCAUAAAUGUUGUGAGGUGUCUGUAACAUAUCUUGUACAUUUGGAAGGACUGUCAAAUUCCGCCUUAUUUAUAGGGACCAACUAGUAUGUUUACUAGUUGUACUGGGGGAAUUGGUUUUUCUGUCAUUCUGGCCCCUUUUUCUUUUCCGUUUGGUUCCCCAUUCACAUUGUCAUUCCCAGGAUUAAGCAACCAUACCGGGUAUUGAAAUCCGUCAUCCAGCCGGUCUGUUUUUAGUCAUCACUUUAAUAAAGACAACCUACUGAACCUA
Molecule: messenger RNA, 1286 nt
Organism: Alosa sapidissima (American shad)
Lineage: Eukaryota; Metazoa; Chordata; Actinopteri; Clupeiformes; Clupeidae
Gene: slc25a5
Product: solute carrier family 25 member 5
Exons: 4
Coding region: 99-1001 (300 amino acids)
Biological process (GO): mitochondrial ADP transmembrane transport; mitochondrial ATP transmembrane transport
Cellular component (GO): mitochondrial inner membrane
Molecular function (GO): ATP:ADP antiporter activity
Source: RefSeq, a predicted model, not a curated record